Molecule: messenger RNA, 11725 nt
Organism: Strigops habroptila (Kakapo)
Lineage: Eukaryota; Metazoa; Chordata; Aves; Psittaciformes; Psittacidae
Gene: GRK5
Product: G protein-coupled receptor kinase 5
Exons: 16
Coding region: 2178-3965 (595 amino acids)
Biological process (GO): protein phosphorylation; regulation of signal transduction; signal transduction
Cellular component (GO): cytoplasm
Molecular function (GO): G protein-coupled receptor kinase activity; ATP binding
Source: RefSeq, a predicted model, not a curated record
ACACCGUCACACUCUGCCGUGCUGCCUCCUCUUCUCAUUACACCGGUGCGUUUGGGUCUCGCACCGUGCUGCUGCCUCAUCUACAAACCUCUCUUCUCCCAUGAAGGAAAGAUGGCUGCCAGCCCUGCUCUGUCCUCAUCUUCAGCACCCAAAAAGGGCUUUUUUCCUAGGCCUUUCCCCAGUGACUUCAGCUGAAGAUGUUGUAUUUAAAAGCAGAACAACCAAACACAUUAAGCACCUUAGAAAGUGCCUUUUUACAGAGUUUAACUGGGAUUUGGUAGGCUCUCUUUUUUCUCUCCUUCCAAAAUAAAGGAGUCAGACUAAAUUUUCCCUUUUCUCCCAGGAAACACUGAAUCAGGAUCUUCAGGCCGGCAAAAAAGACCUGUAUUCCUUCCCUGCUACCUUGCCCAUGCUUGAGUAUUCCAGCAUCAGCCUUUACAACAGUAGAAUAAGAUAAGAGUAGAAUAAGAUAAGCAGUGGAACAGCCUCAUAGGUCUCCUGUUUCUUUCUCCCUCACAGAGAACCUGAGUGGUCCAUUAAAUCAAAUGUGAACAUACCUUGAAAUUCAAGGGCUGUGUUGACAGAAGAGAAAAAUGGAUAUAAAUAAAGUAAUGCUUCCUAAUAUUUUUUACUUUUGCUGGUUUUGUGAGCCAGGCAUUCCAGUUAACGCAGAAAUGAAGAUACUGACAGCUCUGAAGAAGCCAUGAGGUAAGAUUCCAAAUGCUGCCAUGGGUUUCACAAAGACCAGCUGAUGGGCUUCAGUGCAGGUAGGUCUGUGCAGUGGCACUUGCCCUGGGGACCUGUGGGGCCAUGAAAGGGGCCAUCCAUCUGCCUGAAGCAGACCCUGGUCUAUAUUUGGGCUUAAAAAACUAUAGUAGGAAAGAGAGAUGUGGUGAGGACUGAUUGCCUGAUUCUGGUUUUCAAAGCAGGGUGUUAGUGAACCACAUUGACUCAGAUUUAUUGGAAACAAGUUUUAUUUUGUUAAAGAAUGAUUAAGAAAACCCACUCCAUUGUUCUCACCAAUAAAUGUGAAGUCAGAGUUGAUGCUCUCCAUGUAGAUGUGUAAGUAAACCAAACACCUUAUUGCAUAAUCUCGGCAGUCCUGUAGAUGAGCUGAGCUUUCCACACGCUGCACUCAGCCACGUUUAAGUUAUGUGAUUGCUUCUCAUCCACUCUGAUGCAAAGUCAUCCUGCUUAGUUGAAAUAACUGCUCUGGCAGCAACACAACACUGUUCAGUUGCUGUCCCUGUUUCGGAAGGGAUUGAGCAACUGGGCCUUUGGUUCCCAGGAAUAUGAAGCACGUUCAGGGCUGCACUGUUCAUGGACAUCAGGUAGGUCCAUGGGGCUUAGGAACACCAUAUGGAACUGUUGUAACUCUUUUGGUAAAUCUAUUUACCCUUUCAGGAAUUAAAUAAAUGUUCAUAAAGCGUACAGGACAUCAGCAUUCUGCAGUCAUACUUCUGUCCUACAGAGCAACGCUGCAGGUGACUCUGUACAUAGAGAUACAUAUUGAUAUGAGAUAAAAGAGAAGCAGUGGAACUGUCAGGUGCUCUGGAUCUCCCCAGAGCGCAGCAGAGGGGCAGAAUUCCCUCCCUAGACCUGCUGCUCACGCUCUGGGGAUGCAGCCCAGCACACAGGGUGGUUCUGGGCUCACCGAAGCUUGGUCAUGGGAAGCUUCUCCUCACUUCCAACCCGAGCAGAUUUGCUGUGUUUACAAGCGAGCAUCAGUCCUGGCACAGAAGUGGUCAAACAACAAGCAGGGCAGGCGCUCCUUGGGCACCUCAUCUCUAUGCAAAGGCUCUGGUUUCCAGGAAGCACUUUUUCCCUGAAGAAUUAAUCAGAGAAAAAUCUUCCUGUACUUAUAGACACAACUGCUGCUGUUGAACUCGGUGCUACAGAGAAAGCAACCACAACAUGGCACUGCUCUGAGUGUUCUCUGGAGCCAUAGGAGAGAGGAUAUAGGAGAUUGUACAUAGCAGUGCAACCUACUCUGCACAAUAACAUGCUAAGUUCUAACCUUUGACACUGAAUUGGGUACAAAAGACAUUUGUUACAGCCAUUGUACCCUAAUGCCUGUUCACUAAAUGCAUUUCUCUUUUAUUUCCUAAGUUCAGAAAACGUGUUCUGGGCAGCCUGUGAGUUCCGCUGUUCAUUUCUGCCUGGCUGGAGGAAGAAAUAUGAUCAGUACAAUAAAAAGAAGAAGAAAAAAAGGAAAAGCAGUGUCUGUGCCCCACUUACAAGAAGGGGGUGGAGGGAAACGCAAAGGCAAAAGCAAAAAGUGGAAGGAAAUCUUGAAAUUCCCUCACAUUAGCCAGUGUGAAGAUCUCCGAAGAACAAUAGAGAGAGAUUACUGCAGCAUAUGUGAAAAGCAGCCGAUCGGAAGGCUUCUCUUCAGGCAGUUCUGUGAAACUCGACCCGAGCUCGAGUGCUGCAUUAGGUUCCUUGACUCGGUGGCAGAAUAUGAAAUUGCUCCAGAUGAAAAGCUGGGAGAGAAAGGAAAGGAAAUCAUGAUGAAAUACCUCACCCCAGAGUCUCCAGCCUGCGUUCCUGAAGUCAGUCAAGAUCUUAUCCAACAGACAGAGGAGAAACUUGAAAACAGCCCCUGCAAAGAGCUAUUCUCUCACUGUACAAAAUCUGUCCUUGACCACCUCAGUGGGGAACCAUUCCAAGAGUACCUGAACAGCAUGUACUUCGACAGGUUUCUCCAGUGGAAGUGGUUGGAAAGGCAACCAGUAACAAAAAACACAUUUCGGCAGUACAGGGUACUGGGGAAAGGCGGCUUUGGGGAGGUCUGCGCUUGCCAAGUGCGAGCGACAGGGAAGAUGUAUGCCUGUAAGAGAUUAGAGAAGAAGAGAAUAAAGAAGAGGAAAGGCGAAUCCAUGGCACUAAAUGAAAAGCAGAUUUUGGAAAAAGUCAAUAGUCAGUUUGUAGUCAAUUUAGCCUAUGCCUAUGAAACAAAGGAUGCAUUGUGUUUAGUUCUCACCAUAAUGAAUGGAGGUGACCUGAAGUUUCAUAUCUACAACAUGGGAAACCCAGGCUUUGAGGAGGAAAGAGCUUUGUUUUAUGCAGCAGAGAUUCUUUGUGGCUUAGAAGACCUACAUAGAGAAAAUACUGUGUACAGAGAUUUGAAGCCAGAAAAUAUCCUGCUAGAUGAUUAUGGCCAUAUUAGAAUAUCUGAUUUGGGUCUAGCUGUUAAAAUCCCUGAGGGUGAAUCAAUCCGUGGAAGAGUAGGAACAGUAGGGUAUAUGGCUCCUGAAGUGUUGAACAACCAGAGAUACACACUCAGCCCUGACUACUGGGGGCUAGGCUGUCUCAUUUAUGAAAUGAUUGCUGGGCAAUCACCAUUCCGUGGAAGGAAAGAGAAGGUGAAGAGGGAAGAAGUGGACAGAAGAGUGCUGGAGACAGAAGAGGUGUACUCCCAUAAGUUUUCUGAGGAGGCCAAGUCCAUCUGUAAAAUGCUCCUCACCAAGGAUGUGAAGCAGCGGCUAGGGUGUCAAGGGGAAGGUGCAGCAGAAGUGAAGAGGCACCCCUUUUUCAAGAGCAUGAAUUUCAAGCGGUUAGAAGCAGGAAUGCUGGAUCCUCCCUUUGUCCCUGAUCCCAGAGCAGUAUACUGCAAGGAUGUGUUAGACAUCGAGCAAUUCUCCACAGUGAAAGGAGUUAACCUGGACCAAACAGAUGAUGAUUUCUAUUCCAAGUUUUCCACAGGAUCAGUGUCUAUUCCAUGGCAAAAUGAGAUGAUAGAAACAGAGUGUUUCAAAGAACUGAAUGUAUUUGGACCAAAUGGUACUAUUUCACCAGACCUAAACAAAAGCUACCCCCCAGAGCCACCCAAGAAAGGAUUGCUACAGAGAAUAUUUAAACGACAGCACCAGAACAAUUCAAAGAGUUCUUCAAAUUCAAAGGCCAGUUUAAAUCACCACAUAAAUUCAAAUCACGUAAGUUCAAACUCCACUGGAAGCAGCUAGUUCCAAUUCAGUUCUAUGAAACAACAUGUUGCAUCCUUCCACUAUAAUCUAUGGCGCUUCUAUGGAUGAGAGAGCCUCCACCAUUGAGUGAAAAUAAAAAGGAUCUCCCAAAAAGGAGAUUUUCUAUCCAUUCCUUCCAGUGGAGCCUCGCAUUUUAAGAAGAAUUUUCCACUCAGGUCUGUUUUUGGAGGUGGCACUCAAGACUGUGUGAAUCAAAUUUGUCUCUUUAGAACAUUGCAAUAGAAAUUCAAUGAACAUGACUACUUGCACGUAUUUAACUAGCAUCAUACUAGAACUGAAUUUUGUCUUUAUUAUUUUUAAAGGAAAGUUUUGUAAAUUUCUCUAUUGUCUCAGUUUACAUUUUGUACAUUUGUAUUUAAAUGAAAGUCAGACUUUGGAGGUGUAUAUUUUCCAAGCAGCAGCUGUAAAGCCAUGUGUUUUAAGACAUUUUUUUAAGAGAAAAAAAAAAAACAACAAUGUGACUCGAGACUUCCAGAGCCUCAAAUGAGAAAUCAUUCUUUUUAGUAAUUCUAGAGAAUUAUUCAUAAAUCACUUUAUCAGACUGGGGUUUAUUGACAUGCAUUUGUAUGGAACAGUUUAUUCUUAGUUAUUUUACAUCUGUAUAUUUGGUUUACAGCAACACUGCAUACAUUUCUCCUCUUCAUUAGUUUGUAUCGUCUCGCAUUAAAUGCUAAAAGACAAGAUUUUGAUGCAUUCAAGAAUGCUACUUGCUACGCCUGAGGUUUGGGAUGUCAUGGGACCAGCACAGCUGAGAUUUGCACUUCCUUAUGUUGUUAGCUCGUCAGAAACUGUUUCGUUAGAAAGGGAAGCCUAUUUUAAGCCCUUUUGCUUCGCUAGUUGUUGUGCUGUUUCUAACAACAGCAUGAAGAAAACUGAGUGAGAGGUGACCAGGAAAGCAAAUGACCAUUUGUUUUUCAAGGACUUGGAAUCUGCACCUGCUGAAAUGAGAGCAAAACUUAAGUGUUCCCCAUGCUGCAGUCAAAUGUCCAAGGCUUUUCCAAAGUUGCUCAUAUCACACAGGUAGCAAGAGAGAAAUUCGCUAGUCUGGUUUGUUCUGACCAAGAGGUUCAUGACAGCUUUCUAGAGCUGUGGAGGUUCAGAGUGGGAUCUGAUCUGCUUUUGAGCAGUAGCAGAACCUAUAGGUUGCAUCUGCACUUCCACGUGUCAUGCCAAACACACCAUGGCUCGUCCCCUCAAUUAGGUUAUCAACUCAAUUGAAUAAAAUGUCCGUCAUGAAAUAAUACCUCCCACUUUUGGGUCCAUCAUUCUUUGUCCAGGAUCUUUUAACGAUUGAUGAAAACAUUGUUCCCAGUAAUACAAAUAGGGUCAGGCAGGAUCAGUAGCAGUACCUCGGGCAUCAGAAUCAUGUUCGUCUAAAGUAUGUCACUAUCUAUAGUUAUUAAGAACACCAGAUCAGAAAUAUGGCUACUUCCCUUCAACAGGAAUUGGAAAACCUUUGUCCCCCCUAAGUGCAGACAGGAUCUCUAUAGCCCAACAUCUUCUGUAAAACAUGUUGGCGCAUUGUGCUCUUUACAUUGUUGUCUAGAUUAUACUGAUGAUUCUCCACCUUUGGGUCAUCAGGAACAUCCGAAGAUCAGCUUGGUGUGUCUAAAAUCCUUUUAGUUAGUAGGGCAGCUAUCCCAGGGUACAAGGAAGCACUGUUCCAGUGGAAGUUUUAAUAGCCAAAAGUCAUUAGACUAUCAUGUAUAUGUUCUAGCUGGCCAAUGGAGAGGGGAAAAAAGAUGCAGGUUAGUAGUGGCAAAUCUCUGAGUGAGAAAGACACAGGAAUUACAUGCUAAAACAGCUUGAGGUCAUGAGGGAGAAAGACAGAACAGGGACAGGAUUUAUGUUACACAGCUGACAGAGAAAAGUCGAGAAAGGGAGAUGAGGCUUUGGUACCUUUAUCAGGAGUAAAGUAAGUUAAGGUGCAAGUCCAUGUCAUUCCAAAAACUUCCAGUUUUCCUGGUCAUUAGUAAACAUGUAGUGAAGCUAUGUAAGUGUGCCACAGUAUCACCAAGAAGUUGUUCCUCUUUUUACUUCAGAUCAGUGUGGUCCAGAAAUGCCUUUUUCCUAUAUUGGUGGUGCUCAGGGAGAGCUUCAGUCGCUCUCCCAUGCCAGAUGAUGGCAUUGCAGAUCUUAUGGAAGAUGCAAGAUUUUAGAGACACAGUAAUAAAUGAGAAUAUGGAGCAAUUUUAUCUCUCUGUAUCAGCUAUAAACUAGAUCUAUAAUGAUUUCAGAUUCUUGACAGGAAGGGAAUGAAAUACUGUAGAGGCGAAAGCCACUAUGCACAGAUAGGGCUAAUACUUCCAGUUCUGUUCUCAUGGCCUGACAUAAAGCUACCUAAGUCAACAGGAAUCUGAUCAGUCACUUGAGCACGCCCUGGUUGAAGACAUACUUGCUCUGGGAGGUUUUCACAGGCCUUCUUCAGUGACAUGUGGGAUUUCACCUGAUUUCAAGAAAUGUAAGUGAGAAGUGGAGUGACAGAUCUUAGCCAGACAACUGACAUGUAUCAGUGUACCUGGGACAAGACACACAUCUUACUUCUUCUUAGAGUUGCAAAUGUGUUGCAACUCCUAUCUGUUUCUCUCACUCUAAGACAUCACCUUCUACUAUCAGUAUGAUAUACACUAUGAUCGCUUACCCUCAGUUGAUUUCAUCCUCUACACUGGUGCUAAGGGAUGAGGGUGCUGGAUGGGGGGUAUAGUGAAAGACUAAGCUCUGUUUUCCACUACUGCUUUGCAGCAACAGACAAGUAUAUUCCCCAUCAGAAAACCAUGGCUAAAAAUAUCUGCCUACCACCAUGAGGAAGGAAAGAUGGUUGGGGGAUGGCAUUAAUAUUUCAUUGGAUAAAUCUGAUAAAACUGCAGCUAUUGGCCCAAUCACCUACAUGUUACCAAUUUAGUGUAGGAAGACAAAAUUUUCUUUACCAUCUCCCACUUGGGAAAUAAAAUCCUAAUAACAACAAACCCUUUACUGAAAGCUGGUGAACUAAUUGCAAACAUCGAUUGCAGAUGGCCUUAUAACUCUUGGAUGCUGUCAGCCUUAACUAGCGGUGGAUGACUUUUUUAUGACAACAGUGAAUCAUAGCGUAUGUGCCUUCUCCUGCUCUCCUUUCAGCUGGGACAGUUCCUCACUCAGCACCUCCAGGGCUCUAGCAGUGGAGAUGCAAAGCCCUUGAAUGAUGACAGCUGCAUUCAUUGAGUCCUGACACUUGGAGGACGUUAUGCUAGGGUUAGAUAUCCUGAAUCCUCAAGAUGGUAUGGAAGAAGGAUGCUUAUGCGCACCUGAAGCAUCAAGCAUGGAAUGAAGUCCCUCUGGAUCCCAGGCCCUUGGGAGCAGUGAGAGUAAGGGGAGAGACAGAAAACAAGACCAGUUGAGGGAAAUCUCAUGCUGCAUCCAUAACGUGUUGCUAUCCUGUCUGAAAAACAGUAUUAUGAUGCUGUGGCAACAGAACUGUUGUACUCUUUCAGUCUCCAAGCCCUGAAAGAUUCAAUCAAUAUCAUACAUCACUAGCGAUAAUGGACAGUCCUAGGAAUCUUCUAGUCAGAAUUUGCCAACAACAACAAAACCCAUAGAAUUUUCUUUUUUAUUGCUUCUUUCUCCUUUUUUUUUCAUUAUUAUUCAGCUCACCUUGCCCUCAAGACUGGUGUAGGACCACAGUCCUCUCCCUUCCACUGUGUGACCAGGCACAAUCUGAGCCCAGAACUCAGGGCUGAAGUCCUGCACAGCCAGGCUUCCACAGACACUUGGCAUUUGCCUCUGUGGAGCCAAAUGUAGAAAACCCUGGGAGCCAUGAGUGUUCAGGGACUUUGAGAGAAAACACCUUAUAGUUUCAUCAUACGACCUUGGAGAGCAUUUGGGAUUUCUAGCAUUCUGAUGCCAAGUGAAUAGUUUCUGAGGUGGGUUUGCACAUAACAAAGGAGCAGAAAGGAGUAAUUCUUUAAUAGCUUUCCAGACUCAUUCAUUUUCUGUAUCUCCUUUCCAAUUACAAUACAAAUUCUUUCCAAAAAAUGCUUACAUUCUGAUCUGGUUGCUUGUUUUAAAUAAACAGAUGAGCAACACUUCGCUCUUUCUAAGAAUCAGAAAUCUUCUGCAAUCUGAUCCUGAACUGUGCAAGCAUGGUUUUUCUAUUUAAAUUGUUACUGAGUGGUCUGAUGAACACUAAUUAGUUAACAGGCUGUGAUGAUUCAGAUAUUUGCUGUUCAUUUUCUACAGUGUCUCAAGGUUCACUUAAGUUUUGUAGCAUUUUUUCCUCUCUCUGGGUGGAUGAGAGACUUUUUUUAAACAAAGGGAUAAUGAAGGGAAAAAAUAACAAACUCUUAGGUGCGCACUUUUGACCUGGAUUAUCUAAAAAGAGAUUUCUUUUACAAGAAUGGCUGUGACUUAGAUGUUGUUUCUGAACAAAACCCUCCUUGUGAAGCUCAGAAAGGUGUGAAGAUAAUCAAACCGGUACUGAAGAUCAAACUGAGCGUUAGGGAGCUGCAGAAUUCAAUAUCACAGUGUUCAUCUGGCCCUGCUGAUUAGGGUUGAACAGUAACUGGCAGUUCAGGGACAAUACCAGCUAUCUGUAAAAAACAGUGUGAUACCAUCUCAAUUUGCAGUCAUCCCCUGCCCCAGAAACUACAGCUAAGAGUGCCAUCAGCAGUUAGGAAUUAAACUUGGCUGACCCAGUAAAACAUCUGAUUUGAAGAUACUGAUUCUUAAUGUCAUUCAACCAGACCUCAAGAUCCAGCUUGAAUUCUUUGCUUCAGCUGUCAGAGCCUCAUGUUUCAAAUCCAGUUGAUGUUGAUCUUUUUCAGUAGAGAUGCCUCAGCUAAAAAGACAACGAGGAAACCAAUCUGUAAUACUAAUAAAACCAUGGGCAGGACAAGGAAGACAAGCCAUGAGUUCUGAAGGACAUUGUGAAACUACCAUAAUAUGUGUAUCGUCAGCAGCACAUGUCCAGUGGCAGUUGUUAUCACACAUUGAUGCACAUUCUUCCUUGGUCCAUCAUACAUUGCUCACAGGCUUUUUUGAGUAACCUGGAAAUUGCACACACAAGGUCCUGUUAAGCAUAGGGUCUGGCCCAUGGCUCAAAGACAGCAUUGUCUCUAUGGGGGUCAGAUGGAACAGUCUGACAAGGCAAGUAGGUAUCCACUUAGCCUGCAUGAACAUCCAUCACACAGGUCUCUGUUCCCAUGUAUCUGAGCCUCAGUCAGAAUUCCCUAUGUAGGCUAUUCUGGAAGAGCAAUAAAUGCACACCAUUAUAGCACAGCUGCUUCUUCUUUCAGACAUCCAUGGAACAGGUACCUGCAGGACCUGACUUCAUUGUGGACAAGAUAUGGGUGUUUUAACCUCUGCUCCACAGUUAGUUGUGAUUUUUUUUCCUGACUUGUAUUUGUAAUACUCACUUUUACAGUCGCUCAGUGAAGAGGAGAUCAUUCAUCAGGCAUUUCUAGGCAUUUUCUAUACCAUCUUUGGAAAGACUGGACUUUGAUAGAACAUCUUUGGUUUAGUCUGGUCCUGGGGAUGUAGACCAUCUUCCUUCAUUUGUGUAGCAUGAAGCACAAAGUAGCCUGCAGAAGCUCCAAACUUAAAGGCUCUCCUGCCUAAGGAUGGUCCUAGUCUGCCUCAGGCUGUUGGGAAGUACAUUUGGCAAUGAAGUUUGGGAGAACGAGUGUGUUCAAUGACUCCAUGGUAGACAGAAGAUUCUAGAGUUGUCUGUCUCAAGCCUUUCACAAAUAUGACCUGCAAUUUAAAAUAGUACUAAUUAUUUAGAGUAAGAAUAAUAGUGACCAACACCCGCAUGCUGAGCUGAAAGUCUGCAUGAGUUUAAAACAAUUCUUCUCUUUUGUGUGCUGGACAGGACACAAUCUCUUCUAUACUAAAUAGUAUUUCAGUGCUGGCUGGUCAUAACUUUCUGUCCUUAACUGCGAAAAGAGAAAUAAAUUGGCUCAGAGAAUUUUGCAAGUUAUUUUCUUUAGGGGAAACCACCAAAGAAGGCAAAUGCCAACAGUAUGCUACAGUAUUACACGCUCACCUCCCCCAAAUGUCUCUGUGAUAAUACAAAUACAAGCUGCUGCAGUUGGAUCAGCUAAGCCAGUGUACUGACAAAUGGGCUUAUGAAAGAAACAGUUUGAAACAGAUUGCUGCCUAUUCACUAAAAUGAGUAUUACUGCUGGCACAUAUGUAUUCUCCUUGGUUUAUGUACUGGAGCCAGACGUGGUGGUUUGUAUUCCUAUUCUGCCCAUGUUUUUCUUCACUGCUCUGGGCAAACCUCUGUGCAAUUUUGUUUCCCCAUUGUUAAACACGAAGGGAUGCUCUCUGUCCGUCAAUAGAAAGCACUUUGGAGUCAGUGCAUAAAACAGAUCAAUAUCAACUCUUUGUAUUAUUAUUCGAGUGAAAUAGGCUUAAUAUAGCUGCUCUUAUUUACAUGGCUAGGGAGAUAACUUGUAAAUUCGGCUCUUUUUUGUUAUUGGUUUGUCUUAGUUCCUUAGAGAUACUGAAACAGAAUGCACUGCCUUCUGUAUGACAUCUCCAACGGAAGAUGAGGUGACAGUGCCAAUGUUAAAGUAUUCAUUUCUAACUUAAGAGCUAGCUAGUAAUCGUGGCAUUCACACAAGCACCUCCUCUUUCUUUAUAUUGGAAAUCAAUAGUUAUGAGGAAGGGAACAAAAUAACAUUGUUUUGGCCAGGCCUGCAAACACAUCCCUAGGUACUCAUUAAGUGAAAUGCUGUGUGAAGUCACAAAGAUGCAUCCAUGGCAAACCUUGGGUCAACUCACUGCCCAGCUAUGGAAACAAAAGAGGCAGCCACAUGCCUGGAAUCAACGCGCUCCAAAGGGAAACUCCAGGCUUUGUGGAGAAUUAGUGGUCCUGUAGAGAUUCACUCCCAGAGAAGAAACAUUUCAGGUAGUGGCUGGAUGACAAAUGUGUUUUCCUUUCUCAUCACCCCACACGCGGCUGUUAGAUAUGUUUAAUAGCAAGCUCAAACGAGUUAUGUUUCAUGCGUAUCAAAUGCGGUCUCCCUCAAUUGCGUUUCUUUUAAACACUGGACACUCUUCUAAAAGACUGAACAUUUUAGCCUUUUGAAGGUGAAAGCUGUAAAAACUUUAUUUUGUGUUUCUGAGCAAAUGUAGAUAGACCUAAAGAUUUCAUGAACUAUCAUGUGGUUGCCCAUAUCUGACUAAUAAUUGAAUUGUAAAACUGCAGUUUCAUAUUAGGGUUAGUCUUUUCACCUGCUUUAAAAAGGAAAAAUCAUAUUUGGUAUAUAAACACACGGAAUAUCCUUCUGAUUGAAUUCAAGAGAAUAUCCAGGAUUAAAUGUUUUUAAGCACUUCUAAUACUGUAGUCUAUAAGAGGAGCAGACACUUCAGAAGCAAUGUUAAAAGUCGUCUUUCAUAACUGAGUCAACAGAUCAUUUUUGUAAUAAAUCAAAGCAAGUGUUCUCAAUUAGAAGAGCUAGUGGCUGUUGGUAUUGUACAAAAACAAAUCAUCCUAGUAUCCAAAGGGUUUGGGGUGGGGAGGGUCUGUUUGGUUUUGUUUCUCUUUCCAGGGAGAUCUUUAACAUUGUUUGAUGAAGCUAGUUUCAUUUUGAGAUUGUUACUGAAGAUAAAGGCUUCUGUGUUCUAUGGCUGCUUGGAUUCUUCGUACAUAAUGUCCUAGUAAUGUCACAGUGCUGCUGUAUCUAGAUCAAACCACUGUUUUGAUUGGUUUUUUGGCUUUUUUUUUUUUUUUUAAUAAAUUCCUUAAUUUAAAUACA